This is a messenger RNA of Echinococcus granulosus, 309 nucleotides long. RefSeq names its product ATP synthase lipid-binding protein. Gene Ontology annotation, molecular function: proton transmembrane transporter activity. Gene Ontology annotation, biological process: proton transmembrane transport; proton motive force-driven ATP synthesis. The coding region runs from base 1 to 309 and encodes 102 amino acids. The record is from RefSeq and is a predicted model, not a curated record. The transcript has a single exon. Lineage: Eukaryota; Metazoa; Platyhelminthes; Cestoda; Cyclophyllidea; Taeniidae.
AUGGGGAACCUGCCAAAGUUGGGGUCUCUUGCUGCGCCCGAGAUUGUAUGCAAGAGCCUCCACACCUCUGUUGCUUACCGUGAUAUUGAUCAAGCUGCUAAGUACAUCGGCGCCGGUGCCGCUACCAUUGGUGUUGCUGGAUCCGGCGCUGGCAUUGGUUCCGUCUUUGGGAACCUUGUUAUGGGCUACGCUCGAAAUCCCGGUCUUAAGCAGCAGCUUUUCUCCUACGCCAUUCUUGGAUUCGCCUUGAGUGAGGCUAUGGGUCUCUUCUGUCUAAUGAUGGCGUUUCUGAUACUGUAUGCUUUCUGA